UCUCGUCUCUCGAUCAACGGUGGCGGAACAUAUAAAUGCUAGGGUUUUUCUAAACGGAGCAAAGCUUAGCUGAGCGCCGGAAAGGGAGAGAAGAGGAGCGAAGAAGAAUGGGCGGGGCGGUGAAGGACUUGCAGUCGAAGGCGGAGCUCGAAGGAUUGCUGAAGACCGGAGCGCCGGUGGUUCUGCACUUCUGGGCUGGGUGGUGCGAUGCUUCCAAGCACAUGGACCAAGUCUUUUCCCAUCUCUCCACGGAUUUCCCAGGCGUCAAUUUCCUAAGGGUUGAGGCUGAGGAGCAACCCGAGAUAUCUGAGGCUUAUUCUGUUUCGGCUGUGCCCUAUUUCGUGUUCCUGAAGGAUGGAAAGACUCUCGACAAGUUGGAAGGUGCAGAUCCUUCCAGUUUGGCUAACAAAGUUGCCAAAAUCGCGGGCUCAGUUAAUCCUUCACAUCCUGCUGCUCCUGCAAGCCUUGGAAUGGCUGCUGGCCCCACUGUGCUUGAAACGGUUCAAGAGCUUGCUAAAGAACAUGGAUCAACUCAAUCUAUCAUUCAGAAAAAACAACCAGCUACGGGUGAUGCCUUGAGAAAUCGACUCCAAGAUCUGAUUGAUUCCCAUCCGGUCAUGCUGUUCAUGAAGGGAAACCCCGAAGCUCCACAGUGUGGGUUUAGCAAGAAAGUUGUUAACAUACUGAAAGAAGAGAAUGUGAAGUUUGGUACUUUCGAUAUUCUAUCAGACAAUGAGGUCCGCGAGGGAUUGAAGCAGUUCUCCAACUGGCCUACAUUCCCACAGCUCUAUUGCAAAGGUGAACUUCUAGGAGGGUGUGAUAUAGCAAUCGCCAUGCAUGAGAAUGGGGAAUUGAAAGAAGUCUUCAGAGAUCAUGGAAUUGUUACGGGUACCGAGACAGCAGUCAAGGGUGGAGGAAUCACAGAGUCUACUGGUCUUAGUGCCAUCCUUGACUCCCGACUUGAGAGCUUGAUUAACUCGAGUCCCGUCAUGCUGUUCAUGAAGGGAAAACCCGAAGAACCCAAAUGUGGUUUCAGUCGCAAGGUGGUGGAAAUCCUUAGAGAGGAAAAAGUCGACUUUGGCAGUUUCGACAUACUGACUGAUGAGGAGGUACGCCAAGGUCUUAAAGUUUAUUCAAACUGGUCAAGCUACCCUCAACUGUACAUCAAAGGAGAGCUCAUCGGGGGAUCAGACAUAGUGCUUGAGAUGCAAAAAAGUGGAGAGCUUAAGAAAGUUCUGUCUGAGAAAGGUGUGAUAAUUACACUGGAAGACCGUUUGAAGCAUCUCGUUUCUUCUUCACCUGUGAUGUUGUUCAUGAAGGGCAACCCUGAUGCUCCAAAAUGUGGUUUCAGUUCCAAGGUUGUGAAUGCUUUGAAAGAGGAAGGUGUAGCUUUCGGGUCCUUUGAUAUCUUGAGUGAUGAAGAAGUGAGGCAGGGCCUGAAGGCGUUCUCGAAUUGGCCAACUUUUCCUCAGCUUUAUUACAAGGGAGAACUAGUUGGAGGUUGUGACAUUGUCCUUGAACUGCGGAAGGACGGGGCGCUGAAAUCGACCUUGUCCCAGUAGAGAUCUAGUUUAUAUGUGUCUUUGAUCUCUUGGGUGGAUUGUGAAAGUCUGAGUUUGUUUUAAACAAUGUCAUAUAGGACCUUGGAAGUUGGAUCGCUGCCUAAUGUAGUCCCAUGGUUUUUCCCAUUGGUGAACCAGUAUAUGUGUUGUUCUUGGUUAGACUGGUCAUUUCUGGAUUCGCUGCUGCUAUGCUUGAGCUUCAGCAUGAUUGUUAACGUACAUGUCAAGUUUCGUCCUGUAGACAUGUCUUUCAGUUGUUAUCGUCGAAUCUCGCCUAUUAGCUUAUCUCUCGUCGUCAAUUCAAAGAAUAAUCUAUCCUCGAAAAUUUAUAUGCC
Linum tenue is the source of this 1897-nucleotide messenger RNA. NCBI's taxonomy places the organism in Eukaryota, Viridiplantae, Streptophyta, Magnoliopsida, Malpighiales, Linaceae. The record is from the annotation of a GenBank genome assembly.